AUGAAGCAGGUCCACCCGGACACUGGCGUCUCGUCGAAGCCGAUGAGCAUCAUGAACAGCUUCGUAAACGACAUCUUCGAGCGUAUCGCGGCCGAGGCCUCCCGUCUGGCGCACUACAACAAACGCUCAACUAUCACCAGCCGCGAGAUUCAGACCACCGUUCGCCUCCUGCUGCCGGGCGAGCUGGCCAAGCACGCUGUCUCGGAGGGCACCAAAGCCGUCACCAAGUACACCAGCUCCAAAUGA
Armigeres subalbatus is the source of this 246-nucleotide messenger RNA. Its product is annotated as histone H2B-like. The transcript has a single exon. Gene Ontology annotation, cellular component: nucleosome. Lineage: Eukaryota; Metazoa; Arthropoda; Insecta; Diptera; Culicidae. Gene Ontology annotation, molecular function: protein heterodimerization activity; DNA binding; structural constituent of chromatin. The record is from RefSeq and is a predicted model, not a curated record. The coding region runs from base 1 to 246 and encodes 81 amino acids.